GUUGUAGUUUCCGUAAAAAUUCUUAAUCAAUUCGUCAUUUCUAUUGAUGUCACGUCAUAGUAAAAAUAAUACAGCACAUUCUUUCUUCACGUAUCAUGAAAGAAAAAAAUUGAAAGAUUUCGGAACUUUAACAUCACGUUUAGAAGGUGAGUCUUUAAGACGUUUUGAGGAUUGUUGGCUUUGUUUAAGUAUAGCCGUUAAGCCAGUGUGUACGUUACAAGGGUAUAUUUACUGCCGUAACUGUUUAAUGGAAAAUUUGGCCGUUCAGAAAGAACAGUAUGAGCGACGUUUACAUGAGUGGCAUAUGGAACAGUCUGAGAACGAACGCGUAUGUUUAUCUUCUUUGUUAGCAAGAAGGCGUCUAACAUUCUUUUGUCUUGAUGGACAGAAAAUACACUUAAAACAGCAAGAAGAGUCUCAAGAAGAAAUUCACAAGUUUCUCUUCGCAAAUCAAGGCGUUCCAAACAUUGAAAAAGAUUCAUUCAAUGCGUCAUCUGUGGAUUUUUUAAAAUCCACCACUGAUUCCGUUGCAGGGUCGAAAAAAGACAUAUCUGCAUCCUUCUGGAUGGCUGGAACCAAUUCAGAAAUGCCUUUAUUGAAACGUAAGGAAAAAGAAUCUGCACAAACAAAGCCUCCUAGAUGUCACUUUUUUUGUCCCAUGACAAAAACGCGUCUUCAUUUAAAAGACAUUGUAACAUUACAUCCUCUUUGUCAAACGCAAAUUGAAACAGCUAUGUUUGAACAAAAACAGGAUUCAUGGAUUUGUGCUAUAACCAAAAAACAAAUUGGUUUCAAAAAAGCUAUUGCUUUAAAACAAACAGGUCAAAUCAUUCUUGAGGAAUGUUUAAAGCUUAAUGUUUUACAAGGAUUCAUUCCGUCCCAUCCCUGCGUAACACCUUCCGAUAUUGUGCAUUUAAUUCCCGGAGGCACAAGUUUCUCAGCACAUAAUAAAGUUGAAGUCAAAAUUGUUCGCCCUGUUAUGGAGUAACCAUAUAAUAAUCAAAUUAUCAUUAAAAGGAAAUAAUGAGUUUUAAAAAAUUUUUACUAAAAACUAAAAAAAAAAUUUUACCAAAAUUUUACUAGUACUAUUAAUAGAAAAAAACUAUUUUAACUUUUCUUAAA
Messenger RNA from Hylaeus volcanicus, 1122 nucleotides. Its product is annotated as nitric oxide synthase-interacting protein-like. The coding region runs from base 47 to 988 and encodes 313 amino acids. Gene Ontology annotation, molecular function: ubiquitin protein ligase activity. NCBI's taxonomy places the organism in Eukaryota, Metazoa, Arthropoda, Insecta, Hymenoptera, Colletidae. The record is from RefSeq and is a predicted model, not a curated record. Gene Ontology annotation, cellular component: nucleus. The transcript is spliced from 8 exons.